Dipodomys spectabilis (banner-tailed kangaroo rat) is the source of this 3929-nucleotide messenger RNA. RefSeq names its product sarcalumenin (gene Srl). The record is from RefSeq and is a predicted model, not a curated record. Lineage: Eukaryota; Metazoa; Chordata; Mammalia; Rodentia; Heteromyidae. The coding region runs from base 186 to 1481 and encodes 431 amino acids. The transcript has 6 exons. Gene Ontology annotation, molecular function: GTP binding.
UGUGACUGGAGCCUCGUCCGCUUGUCCCCGUCCCCGGGAGACACGGGCUCCGCGUGUUUCAGUUCCGCCGUCAGCGGGCGGCGGCCUCGCGCGUACCGGACGCCCCGGCGCGGCGGGAAGAAGAGGCAGAGGAUGUGAGUGAAGAAGCACCUUUGAGGGACCGCUCCCACAUCGAGAAAACCCUGAUGCUGAAUGAAGACAAGCCAGCCGAUGAUUACUCAGCGGUGCUACAGCGGCUUCGAAAGAUCUACCAUACAUCCAUCAAGCCUCUGGAGCAAUCGUACAAAUACAACGAGCUUCGGCAACAUGAGAUUACAGAUGGGGAGAUUACUUCCAAGCCAAUGGUGUUGUUCCUGGGCCCGUGGAGUGUCGGUAAAUCCACCAUGAUAAACUACCUCCUAGGGUUGGAAGAUACGCGGUACCAGCUCUAUACAGGUGCUGAGCCCACCACCUCCGAGUUCACAGUCCUCAUGCAUGGGCCCAAGCUCAAAACCAUCGAGGGCAUUGUCAUGGCUGCUGACAGUGCCAGGUCCUUCUCACCCCUGGAGAAGUUCGGCCAGAAUUUCCUGGAGAAGCUGAUUGGUAUCGAAGUUCCCCACAAACUUCUAGAGCGGGUCACUUUUGUGGACACACCAGGCAUCAUUGAGAACCGCAAGCAGCAAGAGAGAGGUUAUCCCUUCAACGACGUGUGCCAGUGGUUCAUUGACAGAGCUGACCUCAUCUUUGUCGUUUUCGACCCUACCAAGCUGGAUGUAGGUCUGGAGCUGGAGACGCUCUUCCGCCAGCUGAAGGGACGUGAGUCCCAGAUAAGGAUCAUCCUGAACAAGGCAGACAAUCUGGCAACACAGAUGCUCAUGCGUGUGUACGGGGCCCUCUUCUGGAGCUUGGCACCUCUCAUCAACGUCACAGAGCCCCCUCGGGUUUAUGUCAGCUCCUUCUGGCCACAAGACUAUAAGCCUGACACCCACCGGGAACUGUUCCUCAAAGAAGAGAUCUCCCUCCUGGAAGAUCUGAACCAAGUGAUUGAGAACAGGUUGGAGAAUAAGAUCGCCUUCAUCCGCCAGCAUGCCAUCCGGGUCCGUAUUCAUGCUCUUUUGGUUGACCGCUAUCUUCAGACUUACAGGGACAAAAUGACCUUCUUCAGUGAUGGAGAACUGGUCUUUAAGGACAUUGUGGAGGAUCCUGAUAAAUUCUACAUCUUCAAGACCAUCCUGGCAAAGACCAAUGUCAGCAAGUUUGACCUUCCCAACCGUGAGGCCUACAAGGACUUCUUCGGCAUCAACCCCAUUUCCAAUUUCAAACUCCUCUCUCAACAGUGCUCUUACAUGGGAGGUUGUUUUCUGGAGAAGAUCGAGCGGGCCAUAACCCAGGAGCUCCCCGGCCUCCUGGGGAGCCUUGGGCUUGGGAAGAAUCCAGGUGUUCCCAACUGUGACAAAACAGGGUGUGGCGAGACCCCAAAGAAUCGCUACAAGAAGCACUAGGGUUGUGUGUAGCUGUUCUCGGGUCCCUGUUGGAGAAUGAGCUUGCAUCCUAAAUGUCUGAGAAGUCCUGGUUUAUUAACCCUUUGAGUCACACUGGCGAGAAUCCGUACACAGUGGAGAUUUGGGAGUUGGGGUGAGGCUGAUGGUGGGGACAGGUGUGUGGAUCUAGUGGGGGUAGAAAGUGGAAACUGUGAACUAUAGUGUGCUUGUCUUGUUUCAGUGAGGAAGCCUGGCUGAGGAAGAGCCAGCAGCAACCCUUGCGUUUCCUGGGUCCUGUCUGGGAGGGACAGAGAACAGCUAAGUUCUAGUGCCUGCUAAUUCAAUGAGGGUCAAAUAAGCUAAAUGCAGUUGGAAUUCCUUCCCCCUGUAAGCUGGGCAGAUAGUGAAGCCCGAAUGACAACUCCCUCCACACACAGUCAGUCUUUUGUUUGCUCCCCAUUCAUCCUCAGUUCCCUCUCAAGCUUGAGUUGACUUUCAGCAGUGGACAAUCUCUGGAGUCUGAAUCUACCUGGGUUUUAGCCUGUCCCAGGAACCUCUUCCCUGUUUCCCCAAGGAGGGUGCCAGUGCCUAGCGAACAAGAGCUCCCAGGUCAGGGUGAAGGCCAGUCUCCCUACGUGUGGCAUUUCUUUGAUAUUUCAGCUGGGGAGCUCAGGCACUCCAUUGGCCAUGAGAGGAGGGUGAGUGGGUGGUGUCUUCAGGCCAUUCCCCUCUUGGAAAUGACUGAAAUGAAGGUACUAGAAGGGCUCAGGGGGUUAAUUGGUUUGCAGUGUGUCUUUGUCUAUUGCAUGUCUUGGAAAACUCAGAUCCUAAAGGCAUUGGGUUUCAGAGAGGACAGUGGAGGCCUUGCUCCUUGGUCUUGGGGACUUCUCUGGGCAGUCACCCUCUCCCAAGUUUAGGGGGAGGCCAUUUCUACAGCUUCUCUGUGGAAACAUGGCAGAGGUGUUGCUGCUUCCGGAUCCCAUUACCAUGGCUUUUCCUUUCUCCUCCAUUUCCUCAUGCAUCAAUACUUAAAACUCAGAAUUUUCCUAGGAUCAGAUCCAGCACCAGCCAUUCGGCACCUACCCCUAUGGCAACCAAGGCCUAAGGUCCAAUUUCUACUUGCGUGUGAGGCAGGUGAAUGUACCACAGGUCAGCCAAACACCAGUGAGUGUAAAUUUGUGUGUCCAUCAUCAAAGAGAGAGAUUGAGGAAAUGAUAUACCCAAGGGGACAGAAAAAGAACUCCUUGUGAGAGUCUCAUGAGGCCCACACAUAGCACCACCUUGGAGGGGAAGGCCUGGGGCCUGGGCAGCCUUUUGAUGGAGCAUGCCCAGUGAACUCAUGAGUGCGCAGGGGUGACCCAGAGUUGUCUCGAGCAGCUGUUCAAGCAACGCCAACAGCUCUUCUUGGGAGCAAACUGCCACUGAUGCCUUGACCACAAGACGUGAGUAUCUACCAGCACCAGAAGCUCAUCUGGACCAGAGGAAGGCUGAGCCAGAGUUCCUUCCUCUGAGGGCCCAGGCUCAUAAGCAGAUCCCCAUGACCCACGGGGUCCACAUGGAGAACUGCAAUGCAGGAGCUUGUGUUCUUCUGAAUUCUUAGCAGCCGGCACCUUCUACCAGGGAGGCUUCUGCUUUGGACUUCUUUGUGGAGAACCUCCACACAAGAGAGCCAGAGCCCCCAGAGCUGCUUGGACACACAACACUGUUUCCAAGAAGCAAGUUAGUGGGAGAAGAGCCACCGUUUCUGCAUGGGGGCAUCCACGGAGCCUGGUGGCCGGGACUGAUGCGCCUCAAUGUGUCCUGGACUUUUCUUCCUUUAAAACAAACAGUCCCCUUAUCUCUCCUCUCUAUAACUUGCCCUUUUGGGAGACUGUUCCUCGUGCCUUUCUCUUUCAUGGUCCUCAUGCUUGUGGCUUGCUUUGGGCACAUAUGUUUUUGUUUUUUCUUUCUUUUUAUUCAAUGCAGUCAGGGGAAUUAAAAAAAAAGUAGAACUGUAUGGACCUCAUCAUAGCUGUCAGUGUCACCAUUGCUUUGGGAGAAGCGGGUGCAGUGGGGCUGAUAAACUCACACAAUAUUUGUAUUUUUGAGGGGCUGCCUUCUCAGUGUGCUCUCUUGUGAAUUUUUUUUUUUUUCUUUUCUCCAUCUCUUUCCUUUUCUGUCUCUCCAUUCUAUUCCUCUUCUUAUGCACUGACCUACCUUUUCUCUGUUGACCAGUACAGGUUAGAACCUGUACUAUCCUUUGUCCAGCUCCAUGGAGAUAGAUUUCAACCAGGAUUCUCUUUUAUUUUUAUUUUUUGGAUGGGGAGGCAGAGCUGGAAGUAGAGGAAAUGUAGCAUCUAGAGAUUCCCCAGAAGGAGUAGUAUUUGAAUGGCUGUGCGGGAAUGUGGCCAACCCUUUCCAGCGUUCUUUUCUAUUCAAAUUUCAGCAGGGAAAAAAAAAAGUCUCAAUAAAGUUCCAAUCUCUCUUUAA